Papilio machaon (common yellow swallowtail) is the source of this 1202-nucleotide messenger RNA. RefSeq names its product serine/threonine-protein phosphatase 4 catalytic subunit (gene Pp4-19C). The transcript has 7 exons. The record is from RefSeq and is a predicted model, not a curated record. Bases 132 to 1055 code for a protein of 307 amino acids. Gene Ontology annotation, biological process: peptidyl-serine dephosphorylation; double-strand break repair via homologous recombination. Gene Ontology annotation, molecular function: protein serine/threonine phosphatase activity. Gene Ontology annotation, cellular component: cytoplasm; nucleus. Lineage: Eukaryota; Metazoa; Arthropoda; Insecta; Lepidoptera; Papilionidae.
AAUUGUGAAUUGUGAUUGUUUGUGAAGUGUGAAGUAUUUUGUGAUUUUUAACGCUAAUGCUAUUAUAAACGACUUUUCUUAAACACUAAGAGGGAAAAAAGUCUUCUGUAAGUAAACUAAAUAUACAUAAAAUGUCUGAUACAAGUGACCUGGACCGUCAAAUAGAACAAUUGAAAAGAUGCGAAAUAAUAAUGGAGGCGGAGGUUAAAGCACUUUGUGCGAAAGCCCGCGAGAUUCUUGUAGAAGAAAGUAAUGUGCAACGAGUAGAUUCACCAGUUACGGUUUGUGGUGACAUUCAUGGACAAUUUUAUGACCUCAAAGAGUUAUUUAAAGUAGGCGGUGAUGUACCAGAGACUAAUUAUCUGUUUAUGGGUGAUUUUGUUGACAGAGGCUUUUAUUCAGUAGAAACUUUCUUACUAUUACUUGCAUUGAAGGUCCGUUAUCCAGAUCGUAUCACAUUAAUCCGUGGCAACCAUGAAUCCCGUCAGAUUACACAAGUUUACGGGUUCUAUGAUGAAUGUUUGAGGAAAUAUGGUUCAAUUACUGUGUGGAGGUAUUGCACAGAAAUCUUCGACUAUUUAUCACUAUCAGCCAUAAUUGAUGGACGGAUAUUCUGCGUGCAUGGUGGCCUGAGUCCAUCUAUACAGACACUCGAUCAAAUACGUACGAUCGACCGUAAACAAGAAGUACCACAUGAUGGACCUAUGUGUGACUUAUUGUGGAGUGAUCCGGAAGACACUCAAGGGUGGGGGGUAUCACCUCGUGGCGCAGGCUACCUGUUUGGCUCGGAUGUGGUGGCGCAGUUCAAUGUAUCCAAUGAUAUAGACAUGAUCUGCCGCGCUCACCAGCUCGUCAUGGAGGGCUACAAGUGGCACUUCAAUGAGACCGUACUCACAGUCUGGUCCGCACCCAACUAUUGCUACAGAUGUGGCAAUGUAGCGGCUAUCCUAGAACUGAAUGAGAAUCUCCAACGUGAGUUCACAAUAUUUGAGGCAGCACCGCAGGAGUCCCGAGGUGUACCCUCAAAGAAACCACAAGCGGAUUACUUCUUAUAAUGUUAAAUAUAGACAAUUGUGGACGCCGGAUGAAUAGAGACGUAGUGAUACAACAACUUUAACGUGUUUAGUGAUUGAACGAGUGUUUCCUUUUUUCUAAGACCAAUGUGAAUGCUUUCUGUGUGUUAUUAAAUAAUGCUUUUUAUA